Messenger RNA from Aspergillus wentii DTO 134E9, 568 nucleotides. RefSeq lists its product as uncharacterized. NCBI's taxonomy places the organism in Eukaryota, Fungi, Ascomycota, Eurotiomycetes, Eurotiales, Aspergillaceae. Bases 1 to 489 code for a protein of 162 amino acids. The transcript is spliced from 5 exons. The record is from RefSeq and is a predicted model, not a curated record.
AUGCAUUUGUUAUCCCCAACAGCACCCCGCUUGAAGCAUGCCUUAAAUCUUCCUCCAUCUUCUGAUUUGGAGCGUACUGUGUGCCAUGGCUGGCGCGUCUUGGCAUUGAGUUCUCUGCACGGGCCAGCAUCGGCAUGCCGAUUUUUCCGGCAUUAUCCACGGGGGGACCGUUGGUGGACGGUCACGCUCUACGAUCAAGACGCUUUGUUCUCGGACGCUCGGCGUGACACCGCUGCGGGACAUUCAACCAGCGUGUGGUCGUUUUGCGGUGGUGAGUGUCGGACCCUCACCAAGCAGAAACGGUAUGAUGUGCGACGGCUGCGACAUUUCCCGCAGUACCGCGAGCUCCGGGAUGCGCUCGACUCCCUCCUACCGUUCCGUGCCCUGUGGAAACGGUUACGGCCGGGCACGCUGCAACGCAAGUUUGCCCUUCGAAGUCCCGAAGUGAGUACUGCCCUGGUGCCGAGGCGCUUGGGGACGACCAACUGACGGAGGAACCCCAGAGGCUUGCUCACUAUGUCCGCCGAGUGCACCAUGUAUGGUCCCAGAUCCUUGGGAGCAUCCACCC